Messenger RNA from Orbilia oligospora ATCC 24927, 2667 nucleotides. RefSeq lists its product as uncharacterized. The record is from RefSeq and is a predicted model, not a curated record. The transcript has 3 exons. NCBI's taxonomy places the organism in Eukaryota, Fungi, Ascomycota, Orbiliomycetes, Orbiliales, Orbiliaceae. The coding region runs from base 1 to 2667 and encodes 888 amino acids.
AUGGAGGACUCGGAGCCAAUAUACAACAUAGCGCGCAAGUGCGAGAAAUUAUUCAAUGAGCAUACGCCGAAUGAUCCGCCCUCGGUUAUCGAUAAUCUGCUUCAGGACUACCAACAGCGAUUCUUAGCGUGGACGGCCUAUAUGGGGGUUUUCGCCGAUACAUCUAUCAGCCUCGACCGGCGGCUAAAGGAUCAAUCGGAUAUCUGUGACCUCAUCAUCCGACUCUUUGAUAUACUAGAAGAGGCCUUAGAUCACCUUACAAAUUGCAAUGGAUUCUCUGAGAGUCAUACCGACGCAAUGGAUCUCGGUUCCAACGAAUCCUGUGAUGAGAGUGAUGAUUCGUCGGAAACAAAUGAUCUAAUAGAAGAUAUCGAGACAUCUUUAGUCCGACUUUCUCAUCUUGGCACGAUGAUUCGAAAAUACUCUACUACGAGUAGAACGGCUCGCAUCCGUACUUUUGCUGAGCAGUCGAAUCUCAGUGCUUUCGAAAACCUCGCUCGAUUGGCAGUUGAUACUUUGUAUCCUGGUGCAAACGAGAGCCUUCGGAUCCAGCUCACUAGAUCAAUGUUUGAGACCUGUGCAGGUGUUCUCUACAAAAGGUCUCACCAACAAAGGAUGAACACUCCUAGGCUAAUUCAAGAACCUCAGAUGCCGACUGUCAACGAAGAGCUGCAAGAAACUGCCUCUCAUACAGAAAAGAUGAAGACUCUAAUUAUAUCUGAUCCCUUAUCUCUUGGUCUACAGAAAUCGCCCCAUAGAGCAAACCAGACCGGGAACUCAGUAGCACUAGAAUCAGCACCUUCAACCCUAGAUUCUCUCCGCACAAAAGUACUUAAGAAAUUGCUCGACCCUCCCUCCAAGAUAAAAUCAGACUGUGGAAUCUCGUCCGUCCAAGUUGGCAAAGUUACCUAUCCCCGUCCACCCCAAACAGGAGAUUCAGACUAUCGUACAUGCGAAUGGUGCCUCGAACUUCACCCGCGUUCUCUAUUCGAAGAUACGAAACGUUGGAGUGCCCACAUCGAUAAAGAUUUUGAGCCUUAUGUUUGUCUUUCGGAAAGUUGUAUGAAUGAGACGACAUUGCCCUGCUACGCGACAUUUAGAGAAUGGCUUGAGCACAUGAAUACUGUCCAUACAACAAGAUGGCAACAGGAAAUUCACAAACCCGUUUUUUGGGUCUGCAGUUUUCAACAUUCGACUCAAUACUUCAAUACUCUUGAAGAGUUACACAGGCAUAUGAAAGAGUGCUAUCCUGAUAACUUUGCAACAGGUCUUUACACAAUAGCAAAAAAUAGUCACAUAAAGCGCCCUCGAUCAAGGAACAUUUGCCCGCUAUGUUGUCGGGAAUUAGCGAAUAAUAAAGGUAAAAACACACAGGUUGGGGCCACUUCACGUAAACGGCGGAAGAUACGGGAUAACGAGGGCGACAUAUUGAACUAUAGUGCUACACCAGAAUCCCAAGAGUCUAGCGUUGAUGAACAAGAUGUUGAAUCUCCAGAAAUCUCAAUGGCUCGGCACAUUGCUGAGCAUCUACAAAUUUCAAUGUUUUUGGCGAUUCGGUUAAUUCGAUGCCAGUCUCAGGAUGAUGAAUGUAUCAAAUGCGAAGAAAGUUGCGUCGUUGAUAGUGGUGAUCGAUCUACCACCAAUUCCGGGGCAUCCUGGUCCCCGGGGACCUCAACUGCAAGAGAUAGUUUCGACGAAAGUUUCAAUGAAGAAAAACAAAAAUCAACUGAUGACGGCAGCUACGAACAAGAUUAUGUGAUAACAGUGGAGACUGACCUCCCUAGUGGGGAGGGGAACGAAGGGGGGGAGGAAGGGAGAGAAGAGGACCAGACUUUGAAAAAAGAAGAUGAGAUCUUUGGUGGGGAAGGGGACGGAUUUGAAAAGGAGGGCGAGGCUAGUCAAGCGUUUCCUGAUGAUGCUUCUAGUAAUGAGGCCCUAUAUGGCCCCCAAACCAACAGUUCAUACCCAGGCGACGCCGAUGAUCCCAGAUACUCCACUGAGUAUGCCCCCUUCUACGCCUAUGAUCAACACCCCCUCCACGCCUAUGAUCAAUACCCCGACUACGCCGGCAUUCCACCCCCUGGCGCCUACGGUUCAUACUGGGGCCUCGCUGAUAGUCCACGCCCCAGCGGCUCCAGUUUAUACCCCCCACACGGAGGGUUCUCAGCGCCUAUAUCUUUUGGCCCAGGUUUAGAUCGUUUUGAAUGCUUGAAUCCAGGUUCUCAAACUGGGGAAGUUGAGGAAACUGUUUUCUCCCCACGUCAAGUACGGUGCAUCUUCCACUGGAUAAACUGCAAAUUUGAGUCUUCUAACUAUGAUGACUGGGUUGACCACAUAUAUUUUGCACAUUUUUCGCGACGAAAAAGCAGUGGGCAUGGUAGCGCGCCCGAUUUCGGGAGAGCGCCUACAUCGUGGACAUGCAGAUAUCACGGUUGUAAUAUGGUAAUGCGGGAUGAUAACCAUAGAUCUUUAUGGGACCAGAAAUUGGCUCACAUAUUCGGGCAUCUAUGCCGCGGAGGUGGAGAACCGGAGCAAAUACAUGAAGAUCUUGUUUGGUUGAAAUACUACAAGAGCAUGGGCUUGUGCUAUGAGGUCGAUGUUCUCGGUAUGCGGUCUCACCCACCGCCCCAGCGACCAUAUGAGCAGGGGUCUAUGUCAUGGAGAUGA